AUGGAGCACGAGAUGGAAUUACUAGGCAUGGCUUGUAUGGACGAUGUCUUAGACAUGACGCCUUCUCCUGAACCAGAGUCACCACAGCAAAAGAAGAAAAAAGCACGGCGUCGCGGGCCUCGUCUCACCGGAGUUAGCAAGCAGAGGAGAUUAGCGAACGCACGAGAACGAAACCGGGUGCAUAUCCUCAACACGAACAUCCAAGUGCUACGAGAGCUUAUACCGCUGCCACCACAAGAAAAAGAACCUACGAAAACCGAGAUCAUCUGGAUGGCAGCUAAAUACAUCGCCCUUCUUAGUGAUAUGGUGGAGCAAGAGCCAAUAGAGUUUGAAGAUUUUGUUCUCAAUGACUUGUUUUUAGACGCUUUUUGCUAA
Nematostella vectensis (starlet sea anemone) is the source of this 375-nucleotide messenger RNA. RefSeq names its product transcription factor 15. The transcript has a single exon. Gene Ontology annotation, biological process: developmental process; regulation of transcription by RNA polymerase II. NCBI's taxonomy places the organism in Eukaryota, Metazoa, Cnidaria, Anthozoa, Actiniaria, Edwardsiidae. The record is from RefSeq and is a predicted model, not a curated record. Gene Ontology annotation, molecular function: DNA-binding transcription factor activity, RNA polymerase II-specific; RNA polymerase II transcription regulatory region sequence-specific DNA binding; protein dimerization activity. The coding region runs from base 1 to 375 and encodes 124 amino acids.